Molecule: messenger RNA, 2959 nt
Organism: Acanthochromis polyacanthus (spiny chromis)
Lineage: Eukaryota; Metazoa; Chordata; Actinopteri; Pomacentridae
Gene: mpl
Product: MPL proto-oncogene, thrombopoietin receptor
Exons: 12
Coding region: 78-1985 (635 amino acids)
Biological process (GO): cytokine-mediated signaling pathway; hemopoiesis; positive regulation of cell population proliferation
Cellular component (GO): external side of plasma membrane
Molecular function (GO): cytokine receptor activity; protein binding
Source: RefSeq, a predicted model, not a curated record
AACACAUAAUGUACAUUCACAUGUUGUGUUAGUUUAGGUGCCAUGAUGGUUAAGAAUACACUGUACUUGCACUGACCAUGGAUAUGAGCUGUGGGCUGGAGAUACUCCUUAUUUCCUUAUGGAUACAAGUUUGCUUUGUGCCUGGAAUACACUGCAGUAAUGGAAUUAUCAGUCAUCUGUCAAAGGAAGAUGUUUUGCUGUUGAAGGAUGAGGAGAAUCCAAAGUGUUUCACUCGGACAGCAGAGGAUUUCACCUGCUUCUUUGAGACUGCAGACAAUGGGACGUAUGAUUUGUUCUACUCAGUAGAAGGGUACCCCGUACAAAGCUGUAAGAUGUCGGUCCAGAGAACAGAAGAAGGAACUUUCCUCCACAUCUGCUCAUUUCCUGGCUCAGAUGUCAUGUUAUAUGCGGAUAUAUAUCUUGAAGUGUUGGAGCGUACUACCAAUACCAGCCUCUACAAUCGAACUGUCAGCGUAGAGAACCAUUUUCUUCUUGAUCCCCCUUUCGAUGUGACUUUACACCCAAAUGGCCAAGUGGGACAGCUGCGGGUUUCAUGGCGCACAAACAGCUUAAAAUACUGGGAUACAGAUAAAGUGUACAAGAUUCAAUUCUCCUCCACGCAUCUUGGACAGAAGACACAAGAGGUGAAGAAGGGCGAAGUACUGAACUCUCUGGCAGCAGGUGAAGAGGUUGAGGUAAAGAUCGCUGUCAAAUGUGCCACAAAUUCAGCUGGAGGACACUGGAGCAGCUGGUCUCAACCGGUACGAACCGUGGCUCCCCAAAGUGCAGUUGACAUUUCACUAACAUGUUACACCUCUGACCUGCAUAAAAUCACCUGUCAGUGGAAUGCGAGCAGAUAUGGUGCAAAGAAUGGGUACCAACUUUUCUACAAGACAGGUCUCAGUGAACCUUUGAAUUGGACCAAAUGGACUGAGUGUCAGGCUGAUGGGAACUUUGCUGACCUGUGUUCUUUCUCUGGAGUUGAGUCCAGAAAAGUCAGAGUCCAACUCAACAGCACUUCAUCUCCGACCAGCAGAACCUUUUAUUCUGAAGAGUUCACUUUAAGUAACUCGGUAAAAACAUCCGCACCAGAUCGUCUGAGAGUCGCACGGGACAAAGACAAGCUGUGUUUGGAGUGGGAAGCUCCUCUUCCAUCUCUGUCCGCUCACCUGCAGUAUGAAGUCGACUACAGGAUUAAAGGAGCUGAAAGAUGGAAGAUGAUAAAGGACCUCGAGACUCAUGCAUGCAUAGAGGCUCCAGCAGGUAGCCAGUACAGCAUCAAAGUCAGAGCUAAACCUACUGGGUCCUUUUACUCAGGCCACUGGAGUGACUGGUCAAAUGUGCUCACUGGUGACACCCCCACUAACACGGACCUGCUGCUCAUGUUGUGUAUUCCUGCCUCCAUGCUGGUGACUGCAGUCAUCCUCAUCUUCUUGCUUUCCACAUACCUCAGUAAGCUCAAGCAGUAUUUUUGGCCGCCAGUUCCCAACCUUGAAAAAGUCCUGCAAGGCUAUCUGAUGGAGAUCAACAGGCAGAAAUGGGAUCCUCCAGUCACAACCAAACAGUGCCCUGAAGAAACCACUUCAUCUGUGGUGGAGAUCAUGUCUGAAGAAGAGGUUUCAGGAUUGGGGAAGCCAACAGAAGAAUCCAGGGAGCUGCUGUCACCUGACCAGGUUGAUGGGAACCCCAGAGCUGAAGUCUUUCCAGACUAUGUGACCCUGAAUAAAGACAGUGCCAUUCUUUGCCCUCAGAGAAACAGCUACGUUUAUGAUCAGGUUAAAGGAGACUCCGAGGUAGGAGAUGAGCUCCUCCAAACACGUCGCUGUUCCUGCACUGAGGGUUCAGUCUGUGUCCCACCGUGCUCAUGCUCUGACUUUCUGAACCAUUCCUACCUGCCUCUGGCUGAGCCUGCAGACACAUUCAGCUGUAAGGUCAAAGCUGUUCGGGCUCCAGGAAACCUCUAUACUAACUUCCCCUACAGCUAAAUGUACAGUGGUGCAGACUUAAUGAAGGCCUCGCACCUUCAUACUAACCCACGGACUUACUGUAAAUUAAUACAAAUUUCAACACAUUCAAAUAAGCUGUAAAAGAAAAAAAGGGCAUCAAAAGGAAUAUAAUGAUUGAUUAACGGUUAACAAGCCUUUUAGCCAAAGCAAAGGAGUGUUACCCCAUGUAUUCACUGUAUAUUAGCUGUAUAGUUUGUCAUCCUUGGCGACUCCUUAAGGUCUUCAGCAAUCUGAAAACUUCAAGCUCUAGGUCUGAGUGCUGUUCAAGAUAUUCAGGUGUACUGGAAUCAGAUAUUUCAUUUUUAAAACUGCUUAUUGGGCUUCCUUAACGAGACUGCUAACAACUGAUCAACAGUAAAAAAAAAUUCUGCUUGCUGGAACAGUAACUAACAACACACUUUGUGAAACUACAGCUCUCUAAAAAGUGAAUUUCUGAUUCACCUACAAUGAGCACAGAUGCUGCUGUUUUGGAAGCAGAGUGUCUGUUCCUCAGCAGGCACAUUUCUAUAUUGUUCAGAAUUCUUUUGCCGACAUGUUUUUGAUUUUACAAAAUACUGAAUACAAUAUUGAAAAGAGCCACGCCAGUAUGCAAGGCAGAUGGUUUCUGUGAGCAUUGCAAAUUUGAGUAACCUGGAUAAAGAAAAGAUAUUUGUACAUUCUCUUGAAUAUAUGAAUGUAACUGUCUCUUAAAUUGUAUAUCAAUUAUGCUUUUUUUUUCAAACUGCAGGUUUUGCCCUUGUUGUUGUAUACUCUUUUAUAUUGUACAUAUCUUUGAGGAACGUUUUAUACUUUACAAGAAUUUGAGAUGAGAAGAUUGAAACAGAUGUGUCACCAAAAUGCUUACUCCUGAUGCUCUCCUCCUGCCAAAUAACAUCUGUAACAAAUGUUUUGUUUUCAUGUAUUACAUAAUGUCAGAGUUUGUAUUUUUGACAUUAAAUAUCAAAAAGCUUCAA